UGUUGUUUUACUACGAUUGUUGAUGAUUCAAGAAAGGGAGGAUUACGUUCCAACUAUUAUGCUGUUGGCGAUGCAUGUUAGUCAUUUAACAAUAUUAUAUUGGAACGCAGAUUUAAUUAGAUCUGAAAGUAUGCAGUUAGCGCAACAUGCAUAUUUAUAUUCAGAUUGGCAUAAGGGAAACACCAGAUUCAAGUUUUUGAUCCAAAUUUUUAUACUUAGAACUCAAGGACCCCUUAGCUUAGCUAUUGGGCCUUUUGGUGAGAUGUCAAAUUUGGCAUUUAUUAGUGUUUUGAAAGCUGCCUUUUCAUAUCUGACAUUUUUCAGAAAUGUAUACAAAGUCGAUUAAUCAUGUCAUCUUAUCAAUCUUGGAAGUUCAUUCUAUUAGGGAAAUUACACUAUAUAAACUAUAUAGUUUACAUAUAUUAUGUAUGUAUAUUAAUAUGCAAGUGAAUAGUAUAUUGGCAAUUUGUCUAAUCAAUCACAAAUUUAUCUAAGGCUGUGUUUAUCACUGGAUUGUUUUGUUGCCUAUGAGGUAUUAUGCAAAUUCCACA
Messenger RNA from Aethina tumida (small hive beetle), 551 nucleotides. RefSeq lists its product as uncharacterized. The record is from RefSeq and is a predicted model, not a curated record. Gene Ontology annotation, cellular component: plasma membrane. Gene Ontology annotation, molecular function: olfactory receptor activity; odorant binding. Lineage: Eukaryota; Metazoa; Arthropoda; Insecta; Coleoptera; Nitidulidae. Bases 23 to 346 code for a protein of 107 amino acids. The transcript is spliced from 4 exons. Gene Ontology annotation, biological process: detection of chemical stimulus involved in sensory perception of smell; sensory perception of smell.